UUCAUACCGCUUCCCCUCUGUUUCUUCUUUUCUUCCCCAAAAAUGAAAAUCUUUUGGCAUUCAUUACGAUUUAUAAUUUCAAAAAAACCCCCAAAAAUUUAACAUAAAAGAGGCAAGAAGAUCCCAACCAUUGAAAGAUGCUUUGUAGCAUUCAUCAUCACCGUCAAAUCCAAUGCCAGCAGCAAUGGAUGAACCGUAAUCCUGUACAAGCCUGAAACCCCCUCCCAAAGAAAUGGGAAAAAAACACAACAACCAUGAUCGCCUUUGUUGAAAUCAAGAGAAUUUGAGAUUUUAAAAGAAAUAAAGAAACUGGGUUUUCCUUUUUCUUCAAAUUAUCAUGUCGGAUUUGGUGGCCCGUACAGGUCGGCUUCAGCAAAGGUACGAGGCUGGGUUUCGCCUUGUCGCUGGAUGUAUUCCAUUUAGGUAUGGAAAUUCAAACGAGACAGAUGAUGUAAAAUUUGGAAAGGUGGUUGAGGUACUGAUGAUUACCUCAACUAGCGGACCAGGUCUCUUGUUUCCAAAGGGAGGUUGGGAGAAUGAUGAAACAGUCGAGGAGGCUGCAGUGAGGGAAGCUAUUGAAGAAGCUGGGGUCCGAGGGGAUUUAUUGGAUUCAUAGGAUUUUAUCAUUUCAAGAGCAAAACUCAUCAAGAUGAAUUCAGUCCAGAAGGGUUAUGUAAAGCUGCGAUGUUUGCCUUGUUAGUGAAGGAGGAACUAAGUUCGUGGCCGGAGCAGAGCACUCGGAUGAGAAACUGGCUUACGAUUCCAAAAGCACUGCAAAGUUGCAGGCAUGAAUGGAUGAAAGAUGCUUUAGAGAAUGGCUUUUGUAAGUGGCUUGCACAAAACAAGUGAAAAGUCCUCAAAGUUUCAAUCAGCAUUUUAACUUAAAUGAAGCAUUUGCAUGAAU
Hibiscus syriacus is the source of this 904-nucleotide messenger RNA. RefSeq names its product nudix hydrolase 16, mitochondrial-like. The record is from RefSeq and is a predicted model, not a curated record. Lineage: Eukaryota; Viridiplantae; Streptophyta; Magnoliopsida; Malvales; Malvaceae. Gene Ontology annotation, molecular function: hydrolase activity. Gene Ontology annotation, cellular component: nucleus; cytoplasm. The coding region runs from base 338 to 616 and encodes 92 amino acids. The transcript is spliced from 4 exons.